AUGGACAAUCUUUAUAUGAAGGGUGAUCUGUUACGACUUCAUAUUAAGAAUAAUGAUAUAAUAGAAGGCAGAUUUUAUAGCAUGAAUAAAGAUAAAUCGAAAAUAUCACUCUAUGAAGUGAAGGAUAUACUACAGAAAGAGUUGAAUGAAGGAGUAUGCCAUUAUUAUGAUUCUGAAGUAAGGGAUAUUGUAAAGGUUAAAGAGGAAAAUGAACAUAAUCAUUUGAAGAUAACACAAAAAGAAUGUGAAAGUAUUAUAAAAAUGUCUAAGAUGUAUAUCUAUAUAAAUCAAGUAGAUAAUACUUUUCAUCAGGCAAUAAAUGACCUAAAUUCACAAAGUUACCUUGGGUUGAGUACUGAUGGGGCUAAUUUGGGCCGAAAGUGUAAGAUGCCUUUUCUAGUGAUUUCAACACUACAGCAAAUAUACAUUUUUGACAUUCAAGUUUUGCAAUAUCAUGGAUUUGAUGCUGGAUUAAGAAGUAUACUUGAAAGUAAUGUUCCUAAAAAGAUUGUUCAUAACUGUAGAAUGUUGUCAGACUGUCUGUAUCACAAACAUAAUGUUAAGUUGAACUCUGUUUUCGAUACACAGGUUGGUGAUAUUAUUAUAACAAGACAUAAAACAGGUUACCUUCCAAAUAAUGUCAAAACAUUGGGAGAAUGUUUGAACAAUUACCUUGGUCUGAAGCCAGAUACUAUUCAAGAAAAUUUGGACAUAGUUGAGUGCACUAAGCGCCCACUAUCUACUAACAUCAAAGAUAUACUUGCAAAGAAUAUAUCAUUUUUAUACCGUCUUUCUGAAAUUAUAAAUGAUCAAAUGAUGCUCCCAUUUGUAAGAGGUGUUGAGUGUUUUAUACAAAAUCUGCGGGCCAGUGAUGAUUUUAAAGCCUGGGAGUUAUGUGGCAAGCAAUAUCAAUUACCAAAGGAAUUUAAAAGUGCUACUGAGUAU
Brenthis ino (lesser marbled fritillary) is the source of this 945-nucleotide messenger RNA. Lineage: Eukaryota; Metazoa; Arthropoda; Insecta; Lepidoptera; Nymphalidae. The record is from the annotation of a GenBank genome assembly.